AUGGCAACAAUCGCAUCGCGUUUUUCGCGUCUCGUGCGUUUUAUUCCCAAGUCAGACGCGUCAAAGAUCCUCUUGGGAGAACCAGUCGACGCCAGCAUCGAUGUUGGAUUGGCAACAUACCGCAAUCAGGAUGUAGAAGUUCGCCUUUUCUCCGGUACAUCGGUGCUGCAGCCGGGAGAGAAGACAGAUACUGUCGAGACGAUCGGGAGGGUUCUCUCCCCGUUGACGAAACAGGAAGUAGGCACGAUUAGAUGUAUUGGCCUGAACUAUGUCUCUCAUGCUAAGGAGAUGAACAUGGCGCUCCCCGCGGUACCACCGCUAUUCCUCAAGCCUGCCACAUCACUUGCGGAUCCAUGGCCGGCAAACUCGAUUCUGCCAAAGAUCACCCAGCUCGAUAAUACGGGCGAUUAUGAGUCUGAAAUGGCCAUUGUAAUUGGCCGCGAUGCGAAGAACGUUAGCGAAGCUGAUGCUUUGGAUUAUGUCCUCGGAUAUACUGCCGCCAACGACAUCUCCAGUAGGACGUCACAGAUGGCGCAGAGUCAGUGGUGUUUCUCAAAGGGUUUUGAUACCUCGUGUCCUUUGGGACCCGUCCUGGCUUCGGCCUCAUUGAUCCCAGACGCGUCUAAGCUCCGUAUUCGGGGCCUGAAGAACGGAAACCCCGUACAAGACUGCGGACUAGAAGAUAUGAUUUUCACCGUUCCCCAACUAAUCAGCUUCCUCUCACAAGGAACAACUUUACCAGCAGGAACUGUCAUUUUAACAGGAACACCACCUGGAGUUGGCGCAGCUUCGAAGAACUUCCUAAAGGCGGGUGAUGAAUUUGCUGUUGAGUUGCUCCCUCAUGUGGGGACUUUGAUUACCAAGUUCGUCAAUGAGUGAGGGAGGAUCCUUGGGGGAUUUUCAGGAAGUCUGUUUUAUAGAGACAGUUGUUAUAGAUAUCCAUAUUCAGGGACGGAUAUAAAAAUGAAAUUCUCAGC
Messenger RNA from Paecilomyces variotii, 977 nucleotides. RefSeq lists its product as hypothetical. The record is from RefSeq and is a predicted model, not a curated record. Lineage: Eukaryota; Fungi; Ascomycota; Eurotiomycetes; Eurotiales; Thermoascaceae. Gene Ontology annotation, molecular function: acetylpyruvate hydrolase activity. The coding region runs from base 1 to 879 and encodes 292 amino acids. The transcript is spliced from 5 exons.